GAGCGACUCAGUUGAAUUUGGAAUCUCAAACUUUUCGCGAUUAAAUAAAAGAUUUUGUUUAAAUAUAAUUAUUUGCUUGUUACAUUGAAACUUCGUUAUAAACAGCUUGCAAUUUUUGAUUUGUCGGAGAAACUUUUCAUUUAAAAUCUAAAGCAAAAAGAACGAAUUAAAUAUGUGCGGUUGCUUUGUGUGGAGUGAUCUUUGAAUGAAUGAACAUUGAUAACGUUUAGCGUCAAGAUCAGUGACAAAAGGCCAGUCACGAAAGCUUAUCAAUCAAUGAAUCGUCGUGAUUUCUAUAGUCAGUUAAAUUUGAACAGCACAGAAGCAAAGUCAAUCUUCUCACGAGUUUAAUACGUUCAAAAUACAAUGAAACAUUCAUUCGAUGUGAGUGGUCAAAAGACCACUAAAAAAUGGCCUCAAAUGGUUGCCGGAUUGUCAGCUGCAGGUGGUGCAUUUGCCGUUGGUUCAGCAUUAGGUUGGCCUGCAAAUGCUUUGCCUUUAUUUGUAGAUAGCAACAGUGGAUACUUUCCAUUAACUGAAACAGAACGCGGUUUGGUUGCGUCAAUAAUCACAAUUGGAUGUGCCAUUUCAUGUCUGCCGAUUGGAUUUCUUAUGAAAAAGUUUGGAAGAAAAUGGACAAUGUUAAGUCUCGUCGUGCCUUUUGUGAUAGGCUGGGCUUUGGUGAUCUUUGCCAAAAGCUUCUCAACACUUUUCAUUGGAAGAUUCAUUAUUGGCAUUGCUGGCGGAGCCUUUUGUGUGUCAGCUCCACAAUAUUCUGCUGAAAUUGCAGAGAAGGAAAUUCGCGGGAUUGUUGGAACAUUUUUUCAACUUCUUAUCAUUGCUGGAAUUUUAUUUUCUUACAUCACAAGUGCUGUGUUGUCUCUCUUCGUCUCAAGUAUAAUUUGUGGGGCGAUUCCAAUAGUUUUCGGAAUCAUUUUCUGUUUCAUGCCAGAAUCGCCAGUUUAUUUAGUCAUCACGAAACAAGAUGAUGAAGCAAUAAAAGCAUUCAAAUGGCUCCGAGGCAAUGCUUAUGACCCGCAAGACGAAAUUAAUGAACUUAAAAAUGACAUUCUCGAAAAGGAAAACAAUCAAGUCACAUUUCUUACUGUUGUGAGAAGAAAAUCAACAAUUAAAGCUUUGAUUAUAGGAUUUGGAUUGAUGAUUUUCCAACAGAUGAGUGGAAUCAACGUCGUUAUUUUCUACACGACAAUGAUUUUUGAGUUGGCAAAAACUGGAAUCGAUGGAAAAUUGUGUACAAUAAUCAUUGGAACAGUUCAUCUCAUCGCAACAUUAGCUGGUGCGUUAUUAGUCGACAAAGCUGGAAGAAAAAUUCUUCUUCUAAUCUCAAUUAUUGUUAUGACGAUAACAUUGAUAUGUCUCGGAAUCUUUUUUUAUAUUUUGGAUAAUGAUCCAGAAACAUCUGAAAAACUUGGUUGGUUACCUUUAACAUCGCUCAGUUUAUAUUUAAUUGCUUUCGCUAUCGGUUACGGUCCCGUGCCAUGGUUAAUGUUAGGCGAAAUCUACACGAAUGAAUAUAACGCGAUUGCAAGUCCAAUAACUGGCGCUUUUAAUUGGGGACUUGCUUUUAUCAUCACUUCAACAUUUAGCAUGAUAAGUGGCGCAGUAGGACUUGCGGGAACUUUUUGGAUUUUCGCUGCUCUCAGCAUUUUGGGGACACUUUUUACCUUCUUCCUUGUUCCGGAAACAAAAGGCAAAUCAAUAAACGAUAUUCAACGAAUGCUUAAUGGUGAAUAAAGCUUAGAUUCACCUUCAAGGUUCUUCACAUUCUCCCCUUACAUAACAUAAAUAUUGAUAACAUUUUAUUUAUCACUAGAAAAUGAUUUAUAAUGUUUAUAAUUUGAUCGUGAUGUUAAUUUGUUUGUGCCAAUUAAAUGACUAUUUUAUUAUUAAAUCAAGUCCAGUUUUUAUUUAUAAAUAAUAAAUAUGUAGAUAAGAAAUAAAACUUGUUCUAUUAAAUUGAGAAUUUUACUAAAACAGAAGUUAGAACUUGUUUUUUGUUAGAGAACGUCUGCAAUUUCCGUUUGA
This is a messenger RNA of Clunio marinus, 2046 nucleotides long. The record is from the annotation of a GenBank genome assembly. NCBI's taxonomy places the organism in Eukaryota, Metazoa, Arthropoda, Insecta, Diptera, Chironomidae.